Molecule: messenger RNA, 540 nt
Organism: Colletotrichum karsti
Lineage: Eukaryota; Fungi; Ascomycota; Sordariomycetes; Glomerellales; Glomerellaceae
Exons: 1
Coding region: 1-540 (179 amino acids)
Source: RefSeq, a predicted model, not a curated record
AUGCCGACCACCUACGACAGCGAAGCCUUCCGUCGCUACCGGGACGAGAUCGCUGGCAGCGACCGCUCCCUGCGCUUCAUUCUCUACGACAGAGCUCGAGACCUUAUUCACAACCUCGCCGCUGGCAAUUCUGCCAACCUCAUGGACUGGGUUACCGACGACGUCACCCUCGUCACCGACCUCGACGCCCCCGGAAACAUCUACAAGGGCAAGAAAGAGCUGCUCCACUACUUCGACAACGACGACCUCGGCGUGCUCUAUCAUUGGCAUGAAGGAAGCGAAGAGGUCCCGACCCUUCUCAUAGUCGACCGCGGCCGCAUCACCUGCCAUCUGGAGCGACUGCGUUGGGACAGCGACGCCUCUUCUGUUGAGAGACAGCACGUCGUUGCCACCUUCGACCUCAACGAUGAGAGCCGCAUCAAGCGCAUCGAGUAUCGCCUACUUCAGACCGUCCACGACAAAGAGGGCCGCACUCUGGAGGAGGCCAUCUCGGAGACGAACGAGAGAGUUGUUCACAUCGACAAGAACGCGUAUUUCUGA